Molecule: messenger RNA, 537 nt
Organism: Moneuplotes crassus
Lineage: Eukaryota; Ciliophora; Spirotrichea; Euplotida; Euplotidae
Source: the annotation of a GenBank genome assembly
AUAAUAUUAUAAAUGAACAAGAACGAAUUUUAUAAGGAACUGAAGGAAAAGAGAGCAGAGCAACUGUUCUGGAAGAACUUCAACGAAGAGUUAGAAAACGUGCUUGCUUCUAAAAAAGCUGGUACAUUUGAGACAAGCAACUAUCGUGAAGGCAAGUAUCCUGAAAUUCCUCCAUACCAAAGACCAAAGGACUUCGUUAUCGAAAAUGAUGAUAAAUAUAACACUAAAUUAUGGGGAUCUUUCUUGAAAGACUCUGCUUUCUAUUAUGAUAAUCCUCAUGCUCAGGACAAGGUAGAUAUUAAGAGCAAGAUCCAACUUCGUUAUGAUUCCUUGUUCUCAUCUUCAUGGACUGCUCCUUUGAAUAGCAGGAAAGACCUCCUUUUGUGGGCCUGCGAACAGAAGAAUCAAUAUAUGGCUGAAAAUGAAAAUGAUGCUCCAAAUGAAGUCUGUGAAUUCAACCAGUUGGUAGAGAAGUAUGGGCCUAAUUAUGAGCCUUUGAAGGAGAAAGUUGGGUAUAUGAAGGGGCUCUUUGAUUAG